GAGAGCUCGUCUUGCUCAGCUUGACUAAGAAGCGCUCCUUGAUUGGAUGGUAUGUGUCCUAGACGGGAGGUGUACGGAGCCUGGCUUCAGGAGCGGGAGUUUAUAUGAGCGUACACUGCGCUGCUGCUACUACUGCCUGGGAGCGAGUUAUAAGGCCCCUGGAUGGACGCCUCUUACAUCACCAGCGCCAGGAGGUUAAGGACCAGCAGUCGUCGCCCUGUUGUUUCCACCUCGGCCACGACUUAUAGUGUUCAAAGCCGAACCGAGCAGAGCGGAUCACAGGAAGAACCGGUGGCGAGAAACUUGGAAAGCGACUUAUUCGAGGCUUCUGCCACCAAAACCAACAGCCUUCACUCCCUAAAUCCAGAAACCGAGGAGCCGGGACAAAAUGGGACAAUCAGGACACAAGUGGUGACCUCGAAAAGAGGCAAGAGAUGGCCGGCCAGACUGCUGUCCAUGCUUUGCUGCCUUGUGAUCGUCAGCAUCCUCGCUGUUCUCUUUUUCGUCUUAUACAUCGUGGUGCAAGACAUGCAGGCUGGAAAAGUGAAUGAGGAUGGAAUAAAGACUAGUUAUCUUGGGUUCUGGAGUCUUCUCGUCCUGUCUCUCCUUGCCGGCCUUUCCUGCUGCAGUUUUUCUUGGACUGUGACGUAUUUUGACUCGUUUGAACCAGGAAUGUUUCCACCCACUCCACUGUCCCCCGCACGAUUCAAGAGAAUGACGGGCCAUUCGUUCCACAUGGGCUACACCAUGGCAAUACUCAAUGGCAUUGUGGCAGCUCUGACCGUGCUCUGGUGCCUGCUCUGAAUGUAUAUUCUGCAAUGUCACAAGUCUCUGUGCGCGGCUUAUAAACAACAUCACCUUCUGGGAUCGGAGAGCGCUACUUAAUAAUUCUGUCACUUUUUAUAUAACAUUUUGUAUAUUUAGUUUUAUGCUGUAUCAGUGGUGUUUUUAUAAUAUUAUUUUUUUUAGAUAAUUUAGUUAGAUAAAAAAAAAUUGUAUUUACUUUUUAAAUGAGUCAAGUCUUCCUACCCAGAAAAAAUAUUUGUUUAUGUAUAAUAUUGAAUGAGUUGUAUGACAUAGGAAAAAACAUGGCUCCAUUCUUUUGGAAGCAGCAGAACCACACCUAGACAGAUGCGGCGCUGUUUUUGAAAGAAAGAAGCCAUGUUUUUCUAAGCUCCUUUUAAAUGGCCACUGUCCUAGUGACAUGUCAAAAGUUUUGAUCAGCGGGGGUCUUAGUGUUCUGACCUCCACCGAUCAGUAGAACGAGCUGGGAAAAUUUCACAUUUUUUGUUCCAGCUCAGUCAGGUGAUUGAGAUGGUCUCAUAAUUUAAAGGGGUUCUCCACCAUAAGGUGACUUUAGUACAUACAUGGCAGACAGUAAUGGACAUGCUUAGGAAGGAUCUGCACUUGUCUUGGGGAUAAAUGGCUAUGUUGUGAAAUUACCAGAACACUGUGCCUAGCUUGUUGUAAACUGGUAUUUCCUGUUUGACUUUUCUUCUCUUGCCUACAAAUCCCAUAAUUCAAUUUUCCUCCCUCCCACACAUCAGCCGCCCCAUCCAUUGAAACAUAAAUGAGCUGCAUCCAUUCAAAAGACCUGUGGUUUUCAAUCAGGGUGCCUACAGCUGUUGCAUUAGUUGCAGAUUGAUCUCUCUCCCACCAAGUGAUCGCUCCACCCAUUGAAGAAGACAGGCUUCCUGUCAUCAGCUGACUAGUGAUGUCAUGUCUCAGCUGCAUUGCAACCUGGGAAGUAUCUUAGACAGCAGCCAUUUUGUAUGCUGUUAAAAAUAAAUAUUGGGGUGAAAAUCACAGAAGAAUUGUGAGAAAACCAUCACACACAGGUACAGACACUAUAUUAUCAACUACACUAACUUUACAGCCCCUGUAGCAUAGUCAAAUUCCUGGAAUACCCCUUUAAGUCCCCUUAUGAAGUGUGUCUUGAUCAUGUGACACAGAGCAAGGAGAGGAGCCACACGGCAGCACUGACUUCUCCCCGCUCGUUCUCCUGAUUGGCAGAGGUCUGAACACUCAGACCCCCGCCGAUCAAAACAUUUGACAUUUAUGACGUUGUUAGUGGCCAUGUCAUUGCAAAAACUUGUCAAAAGUUUUGAUAGGUCGGGGGAUUUUAAGCCCAAAAGUCUUGACGUGUCCCUGCAACAUGUUAAAAGUUUUUUUUUUUAUAUAGUGAUGGGGGCACUUUAAAUGGAUAAUGCUAUAUAACUCUACCAAGCAAAAACUAUUAAAGUGUAAUUUGUAAACGUUUGACCCAGUUGGCCAGCCAAUACAACUUCUCACAGGAGUCGGGCUCCAUAGACCUAUAAUAGAGCCCUGUCUAUUGUAAUGAGUCGGAUUGGGUGUUUUUUUUUAACCCGGCUAUAACAAAUAAUGAUACCGGGUCACACAAAUUUAUCUAUUAUAGAACUUCUUUAUAGUGCAGGGAUUCAUGAUUUCAGUCAAGAGUGUAUUUACUAACCAUACAUGUUCAAGGGUUAUAAUUACGAAAUUAGCAAAAUAGGUUAAAGGGUACCUUUCAUUAAAAAAAACUUUUGAUAUAUUUUAGAAUAAUGUAUGCAGAAUAACUUUCCAAUUGCAUUUUAUUAAAAAAAAAUAUGCUUCUUUCUAUUUAAUUUUCCACUUUAAAAAAAAAAAAAAAAGACCACUAGAGGUCUCCCUACCAGUCCUGGCCGCAAAUCCUUUUUAUAGAUUUCAGACUCAUGCUAGAGUAUUAAAUCUCAGACUGCAGCCGGGGACACAGACAAGCUCAGCACUGCUCCCUGCUUGUCAAUCAGACAGGCAGAAGCCAGCACUGUGCUCAUAGCACAGCAGAGCAUACUCCUGACUCUGCCUUAAUUCAUUUUACUAUCUGAGCUCCGAUCUUUCUUCUCUCAGCACAUGCAGUUGUAAACAGAGAGGAGAAGAUUCAGAGCUACCAGCUGAGCUUGUCCAGUCUGAGAUUUAGGACUCCAGCAUGAGUCUGAAAUCUAUAAAAUGGGCUUGUGGCCAGGACUGGUAGGGAGACCUCUAGUGGUCAUUUUUAUAAGUGGAAAAUUAAAUAGAAAGAAGCAUAUAUUUUUAAUAACAUGCAAUUAGAAAGUUACCGUAUUUUUUGUCCCCAAUUUCGCACCCAAUUUUUAGGGGCAAAAUCUAAAAAAAUAAAGAUUUUGAACCCAAUAGUGGUCUUCAACCUGCGGACCUCCAGA
Messenger RNA from Hyla sarda, 3197 nucleotides. RefSeq names its product ADP ribosylation factor like GTPase 6 interacting protein 6 (gene ARL6IP6). The coding region runs from base 163 to 804 and encodes 213 amino acids. The record is from RefSeq and is a predicted model, not a curated record. NCBI's taxonomy places the organism in Eukaryota, Metazoa, Chordata, Amphibia, Anura, Hylidae. The transcript has 5 exons.